CUUCCAAAAGGCAUUUAAACGUCACACAAGUCGCAAACGGGACAAACGCGUAUUUCGAUCGCUCUUCAGCAGAGGGAAAAACACGGUGCAAGUUAUCUUCAUCUGUAUCGCUAUCAGUGCAGCAGCAACAGCAUCAUGUCGGAGGUGAAAACUUACUCGCUGGCGGAGGUGAAAUCCCACAACACCAACAAAUCGACCUGGAUCGUGAUCCACAACGAUAUCUUCGAUGUGACGGAGUUCCUGAACGAGCACCCGGGCGGUGAGGAAGUGCUGCUAGAGCAGGCUGGCAAGGAAGCGACGGAAGCGUUCGAAGACGUGGGCCACAGCAGCGAUGCCCGGGAGAUGAUGAAGAAAUUUAAAGUGGGCGAACUGAUCGAAUCCGAGCGCAAACAAAUCCCGGUCAAGAAGGAACCGGACUGGAAAUCGGAACAACAGGAUGAUAACCAACUGAAGCAAUGGAUUGUGCCACUAAUCCUCGGACUGCUCGCCACCAUCCUGUAUCGGUUCUACUUCACCCAGUAAGGGGGCGUUAGGUGCACAUUUCCAAGUUACAUAUUAAGUGGAUGCAAGUGUGAAUGAAUAAUGGUGCGGAACACAAACAGGAAAUACCAUCGCCUAAUCGGACGGGCUUGCAGAAGCGAAAAGGGUGGAGCGUUCGUUACGAACAAACACAGAAAAUCGUUAUAGAGCUAUGUCUCUAAUACAGCUCUGAAGCAAACGAAGGAAUGUAAGUCAUCAGCACACAGCUCUUAUGAUAGUUUUCACCUAGCAAUCGAAACAUUGGAACAAUCCAAACCAAAGGAAUCAAAGCCUUUCGGGAACAGCUGGCGUAAUUCUGGAGGAUACCAAGUAGCAUUUCACAAAAGUUAGAGGACAAAAGUGGGUUUGCAAAAAAAAAAAAGAGAAACUCAACAAACAAAUGGCCAAGCAUAUUCUAGAAACGUAAUUAUUUUCACUAUAUAAACUACUUACUAUCUUUCAAACAAGCUAUGAAACUAUCUGUGAGCCAGCAACUGAACGAACCAUCCAAGAACCCGAUCGAUCGUUUGAUAUCGCGUACUCGGAAGCAACGGAAGCGAUGCGUGGCGAUUAUAAAUCAGCAUAACACCGGUACGGUACGAUGCGAUCGCGAUAGAGAAUAUUGUUGUACCUCUUUUUUUUUGCUAUGAAAAGUAGGAUACCAAAGUUUCAUCGACUGCCUUACAUACAAAGAAUAGCAAAAAGGGGUUGGGAGGGGGGGGGGGGGGGGGUGGCGUAGCGCCUAAGAGAGGAUUGAGGGAUGCUCAUUUAAUGCUUUUCUAUUGGUUUGUUUGAGAGAAUGUUCGCUUUUCAGAGACGAUUUAACGGUACGGAUUUUUACCAGCAAAUUACGUCCAGUUUUGCCAGCCUUCUGCGGCACGCGUGUUCCAAACUGUUGUGUGUAUGUUAAUUUUAAAUGUUUUAUUGUUAAAACGACGUAACAGUUGGGUGGUAAAAAGGGCAGAGAAGGGUGACCCCUUCCACGAUGUACGCACUAACGAUGUCACAACCAUUCGGCUCCGUUUAACUUGCUCUAUCCUGGGGGGAAAAGGUGUUUUUGUGUUUAAUUUUUAACGAGGAAGCUUUUCUUUUACAAAUCUUUUCUAUGUGUCUAGCGAAAUGAGGGGACGUAAAACGUAAACGAAAUAAAAUCGAAAAUUUAUACAUAUA
This is a messenger RNA of Anopheles stephensi (Asian malaria mosquito), 1689 nucleotides long. It is a transcript of the gene Cyt-b5, whose product is annotated as cytochrome b5. The coding region runs from base 136 to 522 and encodes 128 amino acids. Gene Ontology annotation, cellular component: intracellular membrane-bounded organelle; membrane. Gene Ontology annotation, molecular function: heme binding. The transcript has 3 exons. The record is from RefSeq and is a predicted model, not a curated record. NCBI's taxonomy places the organism in Eukaryota, Metazoa, Arthropoda, Insecta, Diptera, Culicidae.